This is a messenger RNA of Betta splendens (Siamese fighting fish), 1410 nucleotides long. It is a transcript of the gene duoxa, whose product is annotated as dual oxidase 2. Bases 171 to 1136 code for a protein of 321 amino acids. Lineage: Eukaryota; Metazoa; Chordata; Actinopteri; Anabantiformes; Osphronemidae. The transcript is spliced from 8 exons. Gene Ontology annotation, cellular component: endoplasmic reticulum membrane. Gene Ontology annotation, biological process: protein transport. The record is from RefSeq and is a predicted model, not a curated record.
ACACCUCUGCAGCAUUCCAGUCAAUCCAUCCUCCUCCUCGGUGACACACAGGUGCCGCGGUCCAGUAUAAAAGAAGUCCCCUCAGGAUUCACGCCACAUUCACACUUCUUUGUGUUCAGUCCUCCUCACACAUUUAAGUCUCUGCCGCGGCCGCGAGAUCAGGAGCCGAGAUGACUUUCUACGAUGACAUUUACCCAUUCUACCCUCUACAAAGGACCCCCUUCAUCUUCAGUGGCAGCCUGCUCACCGUCAUCCUGGUCUUCCUUGUGCUGGCGUUCAGCCUCUUUGUCAUCCUUCCAGGCAUACGGGGGAAGUCGAGGCUGUUCUGGAUGUUUAGAAUAGCUAUCAGCCUGUUCAUCGGUGCAGUGAUAGUGGCGCUCAACUUCACGAGCAGCUGGGCCGAGGGCAGCGUGUCCACCAACGCCACCUAUAAGUCCUUCAGCAACAUAGUAGUCAACGCUGAGGUCGGCCUGCACGUGGGACUGUACGGCAUCAACAUCACGCUGAAAGGGAAUCCUGUCGUCCAGUACGAUGAGAUCAUCAACUACAAUGAGAUGUUCAGCUGGGACGGCUCCAUGCAGCACGAGUACGAGGAAGCUCUGGAGCGAGGCCUCCCCAACCCCAUCCUCUACAUCGCUGAGAAGUUCACCCUGAGCAGCCCGUGUGGCCUCAUCUUCCAGUACAGAUACUCCGGACGUUACGCCUCCGCCACCCUCUGGACCGCGUUCUGCUGCUGGGCACUGGCCAACAUCCUGUUCUCCAUGCCGGUCAUACUGUACGCCGGCUACAUGGCUCUGGCCACGGCGGCGUUCAUCUUCUUCUCCAUGGCCUCCUUCUCCACCAUCAUGAACGCGCCGCAGUGCGUUCUCUCCGUCGGCGCGGACGCGCUGGUGACCACCUACAGCCACUCCUUCUGGCUGGCUCUGGCCACAGGUGUGCUGUGCACCGUCAUCGGAGGUUUGGUGGUGAUGUUCGAGUUCUUGAUACCAGAGAAGAUGAAGGCGGCGUUCAGCGUCGGCGUCGACGGCUGCGAAGAGGAGGACGGUCCUAGCGAAAAGGGCUACCUGAACACGGUUUUCCUGGAAGGUGUGACGGUUUCACCAUUGGCAUCGAAAAGACUAUCGGUCGAUAUCUGAAGCGUCCAGGUUCCUCCCAGGGGUUUUCCAGCCACUACUUGAACAUAUUUUUGUAUAACAUGUUACAUAUGGGGUGUUUUACUUCUCUGGUGAUGUGAGCCUGUGUUAAGUCACGUUGCAGUAGUUGUAAAUGCAAUAUGUGAAGUCGUAUGGGAUCCAUACAAUGUGUAUAUACUCUGAUCAGGAUGUUUACGAGAUCUGUCAUUGUUCAACCUUUUGUCCUUUUGUCCAUAAACUGUAGCAAAUGAAAGAAUAAAAAUUAUUACUGAUUCAU